Molecule: messenger RNA, 2698 nt
Organism: Penaeus chinensis
Lineage: Eukaryota; Metazoa; Arthropoda; Malacostraca; Decapoda; Penaeidae
Gene: Dhpr
Product: dihydropteridine reductase-like
Exons: 6
Coding region: 219-926 (235 amino acids)
Biological process (GO): L-phenylalanine catabolic process; tetrahydrobiopterin biosynthetic process
Cellular component (GO): cytoplasm
Molecular function (GO): 6,7-dihydropteridine reductase activity; NADPH binding; NADH binding
Source: RefSeq, a predicted model, not a curated record
UAGGACAACAGCUCCUGAAAUAAUUCACAACGUAAGCGAAUUUCCCCAAUGUCGACGAGACACCAGAAUGACCAAACCCCCAAAAGAAAGCUCGAAACCAAAAUGGAGGAAGAAGAAGCAUCUGGCAAUGAUUCUCGGCAGACGACAGUGUGAAGGUGAAGUUCAGAGAGAGAAGACUUGUCACUCUUGGCUCUCCGCAUCUCGUUAUCUCCAGAAUCAUGUCUGCCGGGAAAAUUAUCGUCUACGGAGGUCGUGGAGCGCUCGGUUCCGCGGUCGUCAAGCACUUUAAAGCUAACGACUGGUGGGUGGGCACCAUUGACCUGGCUGCCAAUGAUGAGGCUGAUGCCAAUGUCAUUGUCUCAAAGGAUGCAAACUGGUCCACUCAAGCUGAAGCAGUCAUGUCUGGUCUGGAAGGAGCCCUAGGGACAGAUAAGGUGGAUGCCAUUAUUAAUGUGGCUGGUGGCUGGGCAGGGGGCAAUGCUGCAAGCAAAGACUUCCUGAAAAGCUGUGAAAUGAUGUGGUCUCAGAGUGUUUGGUCGUCUACCAUCACUGCUCAGGCUGCUUCCCGUUUCCUUAAGGAAGGAGGAUUUGUUGCGCUUCCAGGAGCCAAGCCUGCACUGGAAGGCACUGCAGGAAUGAUUGGGUAUGGUCUUGCCAAGGCAGCUGUGCAUCAGCUGACAAAGAGUCUUGGAGAUGAAAAGUCUGGCUUACCAACGGGUGCAACAGCUGUUGCAAUCCUUCCCAUCACUCUGGAUACCCCCAUGAAUAGGAAAUGGAUGUCAGGAGCAGAUUUCUCCACUUGGACGUCUCUAGAAUUUGUUGCAGAGCUCUUCAUGAAGUGGACAAAGGGACAGGAUAGACCUAAGUCUGGCAGCCUUGUACAGCUCAUUACCAAGGAUAACAAGACCGAAUUGGUAAUGGUGUAGAACUGAAGUUGACUGUGCUUCCUUUUUUAUUUUAAUUUCUUUAAUUGUUAGUCAACUUUUCUUGAUUUGGUUUGGUUAUGAACAUGGAAUCUUUUGUGGAUAUUGUGGCUGUCUUAUUUUGAUACUUGGAUAAUACUCACUGUUGUACUUGCUAUAUUUUUAACCAUCAUUUUCAGAAGUGAAUUAAGAUUUUAUCAACGUUGAAUACAAAUGCUAUAUCACAAUCCAGUGAGUAAAAUAUGCAUAUGUAGACAUAGUCGGUCCAUACAUUUCAUUCUCCUUUAUUAUCCAUCAAUUAUGAAAUUAUAUAUAAUUGAUAUUUCUUUAGAUUAUGGAUUUUUUAUGAAAUAUUUUAGAUUUGUUUCAUGCAUUGAUUGAAAUUGGGAAUUUCCUCAUGUUGAUUUCCUCACAAAAAAAUAUUACAUGAGUUGGAGAGCAUUGUUUAAAAGAAUUGCUGGAAAAGAUAAGGCAGAAAUAUCAAGGACCAUGUGAGAUGUAUGGAAUUAUUGAUCACAGUAACAUUGUGCUGUCCCUGAAAGUGCCUAGUUUUAAUGAAAGAGUAUUAACAAUUGUAGAGUAUAUUUUUAUACUUAUUUUGUUGAUGUUUAUGCUUCCCAUCAAGAGACAAAAUCAUUACAGAAGAGAGAGGAGUGGUACUAACACUUUAUUGUGCUUCCUAGAUAACCAGUGAAUGAAUAUAUAUGAAAAAUAACCAUCAAUGUGCUUCUCAAUGUUUAGUCAUCCUAUUGCUUUCCAGAUAACUUAGGAGACUAAAAGGUACAUAAAGAAAAUUUUGGCUGGAAAUUGCACAAAACCUGUAAGGAUCUUUUAUCUAUUUAGGUUACACAUCUGAGUGAGGCUGAGUGAGUUAUGAAACUGCACUGGUAUUUCCUAGUUCAGUUCUCGAUUCCUGGCUAUCAAAGUGUCCUCAGAGACAAAGAACUUCAAUGUAUGCAGACUGAAAUUGUCAUCAAUGUGCUUGGGAGAAUAUACAUGUACAGGAUGAGAACUUAAGUGUGUUAGUUUAGUAGUAUUCUAACCACACUUACCUAGUUCUAUCUGUUACAUUGCGUAUAGACUUGAUCUUUGUGAUAUAUGUCUGAUGUAGAGAUUAAUACAAAUAACCUUUUAAAAAAAAUCCAUCUGUAUUCCAAAAUCAAGAAUAUUUAUGCAUUAUAAUUGUGAUGCUAUCUGCUGAAGUGAGGUAGACAAAAUAUAAAAGAGAUAAAAGAAAAACAGAGAUUGAGGUUUGAAAAUUGCUCAUCAAAACCCUAAUAGAAGUGUAGAAACAUGGAAACAAAAUGAGAUAAUAAGUUGAGUUUAAUUGGAGGGUCCCCCUUCCCAGUUUCUUUGUCUCCCCACCACCUGUGAAGAUGUUUCUACCAUUUUUCUUAGGCAAUUGUAUGAAAAGUUUUCAUUAAUGAUAACACCUCUUAAUCAGAAAUCUUACCUGAGAAUGUCUGUGGCCAAUAUAAGGUAAGUGAUAUCUCAAAUGUCAAUUACUUCACUUCAACAGUGAGUGUCACAGUUGUCAAGACAAUGAAAAAAAUUAGUGUAUAUGUUUUGUGCUUCCUGUUAUACACUCUUAUUUUUUAUUGUUUAACCUGUUUAAAUACCAUUUCAUAAAUCAUUUUAAAAGGAAAAGAUGUUGGAAUAUAAACUAAAUUGUUCUUCCAUUUUUAAAUUUGAACUGAUUUAUUCCUAAGACAUUCCAGCUAUGGCAAUACUUGUGCUUCCUCUGUUUGAAGUCUGCAUUAAACUGAAGAAAUUAA